CUGUUGAAGUGUUUCUGCAAGUAUUUCCCCUUAACCUCAAAAUUACAACAUUUUCCUCGCGGUUUUCAUCAGUUUUCAUUGCAAAAUAUACUUGAAAAAUGAGUGAUUUUGACUCAUCGUCUGGCUCGAAAGCGGGAGACGCUGAACUGCAAGACUUCCUGCAGAUAGAACGACAGAGAGCACAAGUAAAUGCCCAGAUUCACGAGUUCAACGAUAUCUGCUGGGACAAGUGCGUGGACAAGCCCAGCAACAAGCUAGAUGGGAAGACCGAAUCCUGCCUCUCGAAUUGCGUGGACAGGUUUAUUGACACCUCCCUCUUGAUCACGAACCGCUUUGCCCAAAUCCUGCAGAAGAGCCAAGGCGGCCUUUAGACUUUAGAAAGUAACUC
Messenger RNA from Phlebotomus argentipes, 388 nucleotides. RefSeq names its product mitochondrial import inner membrane translocase subunit Tim8 (gene Tim8). The transcript has 2 exons. The record is from RefSeq and is a predicted model, not a curated record. The coding region runs from base 99 to 371 and encodes 90 amino acids. Lineage: Eukaryota; Metazoa; Arthropoda; Insecta; Diptera; Psychodidae.